AUGGAUUUUGGUGUCGAGUAUUGGAACGAAGACUGGAAGAAUACAGUUCUAACAACAGCAAAAUCAACUACACAUAACAGCUUCCAUUCUCUAGAGGAGAUUCAUAUAUUUGCCUUAGCUAACGUUAUUCGAAGACCAAUUCUUAUAAUAUGUGCCAAUUUUUAUCGUGGUGACUGUGAUGACCAAAUUGCUGGUGUGAACCUUGGUGGCAUAUACUUGCCAUUGUUGUCAGACUCGGUGGAUUGUAUCAAAACCCCUCUUUUGAUUCGCUACCACCAUGGACACUUUACAGAAUUUGUGUUGGCAGAAAAUAAUGAGAGAGUUUCAUUAAUAAAACAUGAUGGUCUGCCAAUGAAAGUCCGUUGUUUGUUACCUGAGGAAAGCAAUUACUCAGAUCGAUUACUGCGGGAAUACUUGAAUUGUUUAAAGUUGAAUGACAAAAAUGAAAAUGGGUGUAUAACGGAAAUACUUGUAGCGAAAAUGCAAGCCUGUGAUACUUGUGGCUAA
Molecule: messenger RNA, 507 nt
Organism: Xenia sp. Carnegie-2017
Lineage: Eukaryota; Metazoa; Cnidaria; Anthozoa; Malacalcyonacea; Xeniidae
Product: tumor necrosis factor alpha-induced protein 3-like
Exons: 1
Coding region: 1-507 (168 amino acids)
Source: RefSeq, a predicted model, not a curated record